Molecule: messenger RNA, 4440 nt
Organism: Hippocampus zosterae (dwarf seahorse)
Lineage: Eukaryota; Metazoa; Chordata; Actinopteri; Syngnathiformes; Syngnathidae
Gene: gpc1a
Product: glypican 1a
Exons: 10
Coding region: 384-2048 (554 amino acids)
Biological process (GO): regulation of protein localization to membrane; cell migration; negative regulation of fibroblast growth factor receptor signaling pathway
Cellular component (GO): extracellular region; plasma membrane; cell surface
Molecular function (GO): fibroblast growth factor binding
Source: RefSeq, a predicted model, not a curated record
CUUUCUUUCUCUCUCUCUCUCUCUCUCUCUCUCUCUCUCUCUCUCUCUCUAUCUCUCUCUCUCUCUCUCUCUCUCUCUCUCUCUCUCUCUCUCUCUCUCUCUCUCUCUCUCUCUCUCUCUCUCUCUCUCUCUGUCUUUGUCUACGGCAUCCCUCCGCCCCGAAGAAGGAGAAGGAGACGGGUUGCGGGCUGUACCUGACACUCGCAGCCGCGCGUCGUUGUCUCUCGUCCGCAAAAAUACAGCAGGCUUCCAGCCCGGUCUGUAUCCUGCUUAUCCCUCUCAUAGUUCCUCUAUCGGACCCGUCGCUGGUUGAAACGACCGCCACACUCCUAUGGUGCCCGAUACGACAAGAACGAUUCGAAGAACUCCCGAUACGUCCUAAAAUGCAGUUUUUACCGGCCGGAUAUUUUUGGACUACGCUUGUGAAGAUGCUUGUCCCGGCGCUCUCUCUGCUGCCGGGUCUGAGCGGGGCAGCUGGGCCUGCACCGGACAGGAGCUGCGCCGACUUGCGGCAGUUCUACACUGGGAAGGGCUUCACGCUGGUCGGAGUACCUCAAACGGAGACCUCAGGUGAACAUCUGAGGACCUGUCCCCAGGGUCCAACCUGUUGUACGAAUAGCAUGGAGGAAAACCUUGAGGAUUUAAGUGCACGAGAGACAGAGGCGCUGAUCAAGGAGGCCGGCAGGUCACUGCAGGCUGCCUUCAACACCCUCCAUAGAAGCUUUGACACCUAUUUCACUGAACUUCACAGUCGGUCUGAACGCUCCCUCCAGGAGGCGCUAUCUCCCCUCGGUGCCCUGUACUCCCAAAAUACAAGACUCUAUGGUGAUUUGUACUCCGACCUGAAACAGUACUACCGCGGCUCUGCUCUUAACUUGGAUGAGACCUUGAGUGAAUUCUGGUCGCGCCUUCUGGAACGUACCUUUAAAAGCUUCACCCCCAGUAAUGUCACAUUGUCCGAGGACUACCUCGAGUGUGUUGCUAAGCAACAAGAGACCUUGCGACCAUUCGGCGACGUCCCCCGAGAUAUGAAAGCAAAGGUUAUACGAGCUUUUGUCACAGCCAGGUCAUUUGUCCAAGGGCUGAUCAUCAGUGGCGAGGUUGUCAGAAAGGUAUCACAGGUCCCUCUGAGUCCAGAAUGUGUUAAAGCCUUGGUGAAACUGGUUUACUGCCCGCACUGCCAUGGCCUUGCCUCCGUCAAACCCUGUACCAACUACUGCUCCAAUGUUGUGAAGGGCUGCCUGGCAAACCAAGCCGAUCUGAACCCUGAAUGGCAGAAUCUUAUCGAUACCAUGAUCCAAGUGGCAUCGAGUUUCAGCACAGAGCCCAGUAUUGAUGUGGUUGUGUCAUCCAUCCCUUCUCUGAUCUUUGAGGCUGUCCGCUUGCUCAAGGAAAACGUUGAGACCGUCUCAGCCAAAGUGUAUCAAACAUGCGGCACUCCAGUUGAGCCAGGCACGGGAAGUCCAAUGCUUUUCGAGCCAAAGAAAAAAAAGAGCGGCUCUCUGACUGCUUCAGAAUACAAACCCUCUCCUACUGCAGGCCUAAGACUCGAGAUACAGGUGUCAGAUCUCUCCAGUAAAUUAAGGGAAAUGAGGCAAUAUUGGCUCCAGCUCUCCAUAGCACUUUGCAGCAAAUUGGCAGCAGGUGGCGCCAACAAAGAUACAUGCUGGAACGGCAUUACCAAUGCCAGAUACCUUCCUGAGGUGAUGGGGGAUGGCUUGGCCAAUCAGAUCAACAAUCCAGAGGUGGAGCUUGACAUCACCAAACCAGAUAUGACGAUCCGGCAACAAAUCAUGCAACUCAAAAUUAUGAGCAACAGGCUAAAAAAUGCCAUGGAUGGGAAUGAUGUGGAUUUCCAGGACGCAAGUGAUGACAUCAGCGGCUCGGGAAGUGGGAUGUGCCUCAGCGGUCAGUGUAGUCGAAGCAGGCCAGGACUGUACAGCUACCCUCAAGACGUCAACCAAGUCAGAAGCGUGGCCACAUGUCAGAGCCGCCCAUGUAGCCUCUUAGCGCUGCUCCUGCUGGCUCUCUUGCUACUUCUUUGUUAAUGAUGCUCUUUCGUCUGCCAGAUUCUGAAGUCCAGUGAAGGACGUUCUCAUCGCACGGGAGCUGGAGUUCAGAAGAGAGAAUAUUGGAUUACAAUUGGAUUAAUUUUGCCAAACGUUAUGGGAAAAUGUCCGUGAAGAGGAACAAAAACUGACAGUCACAACAGUCCCGGUUUGGCUUUGCUGUGUUGUACUAUACUUUGAUUGCGUUUGUUGAGCUGGUUUCAAUGAAUUUCACGGAAGACGAUGAUGAGGAAAAGAAGACAAAAUGUUAGGGAAGAUGAGUGAUGCUGAAAAGUCAACAAAAUGUUUAUAACGAUCGGUUGAUGUACUACAUAGUGCAUUGUGGUCCCUCACCUCCAGGGAUUGAGCUCAGUGACAAAUGCGGUGGUGUCUUCAAAGCUUUUUUUAUUGAAUUUUAUUUUGUGUGUGUGUGUGUGUUUUAAUCUCAUGUUGAAGGUGUGUACCUAAACAGCACAGUGUAAAAAACGAAUGUAUAUAUGCAUAGCCAGUGUGCAUCAUGUUCUCAUCUGAUGGAAACAAGACUGGCAUGUAGUGAGCCAUGGAUGGACAUUUAUAGGUCAAAACGCUAUUGGGAAUGAAUCCGUUAUAACCUGUGACACAUCACAGGUUAUAACGGAUGUCAAGCUUUUGUGGUGUGAGUUGGCUAUAACAAAUAUUUGGUAGGAUUUGUAUGGCCUGCGGAACAAUGAUCACCCCUCCUUCAAUGUUGUGAUUGCAAAUGUUGCUGUUCUCAUCACCAUUGAAAUAAGCGGUCGUCUCCGAACCUUAGAUGCAAAGCUCAGACUCAAAAUUUCCUGAAAUGCAUGAUUUGAUUUCGCUGUUAUUAUUAAAAAAAAGUCAAUUAUUCUGCCACAUUUGUUCGCCACACUGAGCGCAUGUCACAACACAUACUUUUAAGAGGGGACUUUUGAUGGAAUGCAUGCCUGCCUGACUCCACUGAUCCACGUGACGUUACAACAACACAUCAGAUAUUAGCAUUUCUUCAAACAAAACAAAACACAAAACAAAACUUAUUGAUUAGCUGUACUUAUUUGAUGACGUUCCAUAGUCGUAACUGUAUGGUUGAGCAGAACCACAGCACCGUGAGGUGGGUGGGGGCCUCGCAUUGUUUAUACGAUCAACGAUGAAGAGUUCAGACUGGAUAAACUAGCUCAUAAAUUAGCUCAUUAUAAUAAUUGUUGGAAGAUACCCAUAAUGCACAGCGAGGUAAAAUGCAGAAUUCACUCAGAAGGACCAAAUAAAAAAAGCUAACAACUAAAAGUAAAGUAACAUUUUCUGAACAUGUUUGUAGGAAGUUCAAUCAUCAAAAAUCUGCAUUUUUUUUCCCUACAAAUUGGCCUUAUUGUUGUAUGCGGUACUGUUUUUGCGAAAAACAAACACAAAACCUAUACUGCAUUUGUGUUUGUCUUCAGAAUCACAAUUUAAUGUUUUUUAUGAUUGCCUUUAUUUCAAGCUUCAUGUUUGCUCAAAUAUACAGUAGGCGACAUAGAAAUGGACAAUUGACAGGGCUGUGUCUAACUUUUGUUUUUAUUAUUAUUCAUAUUUUUUUCUUAAAUCCGCUUAUCAAAUCACCUAGAAUUCCAAUUACUAUAAUUUCAUUGUUCCAGUAAAUUUUGUCAGGACAAUUUAAACUUGCGUGUUAUUACAGUAAUAUGUGAUGUGUUAAAUGCAACAAGUCGUACAUGAGAUAAGUGAAUAAUGAGUAGGUCUGGAAUAUUUCACUCGGCAGCAUUCAUGUUUCAUUUAUUUUGCAAUGACGCCUGAGCAGACUUAGUCCUAUUCUAAAAGUAUGAGCAUGCAUCUUUUUCUGUCAUCUAAAGGUUAAUAUAGGGUGUGAACGCUGUGGCAGCUCACUAUUGUUUAAAUAUAUAUAUAUAUAUAUAUAUAUAUAAUUAUUUUUUAUUGUGUGGACUGUUUGUUUGACCUUUUUGACCUUGAUCACAGCUCAAUUAAUAUUUGGCAUUUUUCAGCCUCUGUUACUCUCAGUGGCAAUUGAGCAUUUGUCACAAAUUUGUCAAUGUUUUUUUUUAAUACAUAUAAGUGUUGAUAGGAGGUACUGUAUAAAAGAGGGAAACACACUCAUCAUAAAAAUGAAAUACUUUGCUCACUGCAUGUCAAACAGAUGGAUUGUCAUACAUGCAGUAAAAUAUAACGUGGUCGUGGGAAUGCUGGAGGAGGUCAUGUGUGCGAGCUGUACUGUUUGGCAGCUCUUUCCUUUUUGACGCAUGAUGCCCAAAUUGUAUCAGAGAGGAUUUAUUGUAUGUUAAUGUCAGGGAUUUCAUUUUUUAUUUUGCAAAUGUUUUUAAUUUUUUUUUAUUUAGGGUUUUUUUUUUUGAGCCACUGGUUGGACAAUAAAAUGUAUGCCCUAAGA